AUGGUUCAAAUUCCGUCUUUGUCUUUAUCGCACAUGUUUCUCGACAGCGCCAAACCUCUCCUCCCGAGAAAUCCCCACAAGCUUCACCGCCGAGAUGCAAGUCCUGGAAUUAUUGGAAUAGUAGUUGGUCUAGCUAUUUUGAUCACCAUUCUAGGAGCCAUCUUGUUCAGAUGGAACUGGAAUCACUUUAAACAAGCAAAGUCUCAAAAGGACCAGAAGCAGCAUAAGAAACAACACCACGCUCACUCCCACACUCAUCACCACCGCCACUCUCACAGGCGACAUCGAGCAGUGGCUCAUCACGAUGCCGAUCUUGAAGAGAACCAACAAGGUUACGGAUCCGAACAAGAGGAACAAGAUCACUCUCUCCGACACCACCCCGACUGUCGGCAUUUUAGACUUCAUCACAGACAGGAUCCUGCUCACGAUUGGACUCCGCAACAGCCUGAACCUGCAUUUCAUCCUUGGGGUCGACAUCGACAGCAAGUUCGUAUACCGAAUGAGAUGGAUGCACCUCAGAUACAUAGAGGGUGGGAGAGGCCCAGCUUCUUUGGGUAG
Molecule: messenger RNA, 558 nt
Organism: Fusarium venenatum
Lineage: Eukaryota; Fungi; Ascomycota; Sordariomycetes; Hypocreales; Nectriaceae
Source: RefSeq, a predicted model, not a curated record